Molecule: messenger RNA, 252 nt
Organism: Coprinopsis cinerea okayama7#130
Lineage: Eukaryota; Fungi; Basidiomycota; Agaricomycetes; Agaricales; Psathyrellaceae
Product: fungal mating-type pheromone
Exons: 2
Coding region: 1-87 (28 amino acids)
Source: RefSeq, a predicted model, not a curated record
AUGGACUCCUUCACCACCAUCAACAUCCCCACCAACUUCGAGACUGGCGGCGGCUCCGGCAACGGUGCCUACUGCGUCAUCGCCUAAAUGCCCAAACGGCAGAGCCCUGGUCUUUUGUGGAUCGGUGAAUAGGUGUGAAUGUUCCGCUUCUUCACUGCUAUCAUACUCGGAGGCCUUGUGCUCGUCCUCUCAUAUAUACCCAACCAAUGUAUCCACGUUGGAAUGUUAAUACGUGACUCUUUUUGCGCGCAA